AUGCAAUUUAGCUGCGUGCAGUGGCGUUAUCAGCAGGAAUCACCCCCGCAGCCGCUAAACCUCACGCGCAUGGACUUUUCCUACCUAGCUGCCAAAAUCCAGCUGGCGGCGGGUGUGGCGCUGCGGCUGCAAGGGCUGGAGGUGUGGCGGGCGUUAACGCGCAUCUCAGCGCAUUUGGACUUCAUGGCCGUCAGCCGCGGCGCCCUCGUAACCCUGGAGGCAACUUCCGCAGCCUACCGCGAAUCGAAGGAGGAGGAAGCGGUGGCGGCGGUGCUGUCAGUAGCGGUAGUGGUAAUGGUAGUGGUGGUGGGGGACGUGUCGUACUUAACGCAGGUUUUGGACUCUGCCCUGGCUAACAACGGGGGUUACACAAUCAGGUGCUGGGGGCUGAUGGCGGGUGGGACUCAAAGUGGGUGGGGGGUUGAGACGCUGCGUGCUGGGUUGCGUGUGACCUGCCGUGGCGGCCGGUACGUCAAUUCGUACAUGGCCUGUGAUUGGACGGUGGGCCCGGACUGCGUGGCGCAGCGCGGCGCGGAACGGGUUGGCUUCGAGGUGGCGGUGACGGCGACAGCGGUGGCGUCGGCAGUACGGCACUUGCAGCACCAGUGCCGCACCGAACGCGUAAAGCCCGUGCGGCAGGUGCUCGUACAACGGGUCUUGGAGCCCGUGGAAGCGUUUUUGCAAGAGCCGGAGAGGGUGGAGGCGGUACGGCGUCAGCUAGCGGCCAGUCGACAGGCGGUAUCCGUACAGGUUCUGGGGCUGAUUGGUCAUGGUUCUUUCGCACGCGUGUAUAAAGGCAUCUGGCAGGGUCACGUGGUGGCGCUCAAGGUGCUGAUCUUGCCAGCCUGCCUCACGCGGGACGAGCGGCUGCAGCACAUCGCCGUCAUGGAGGCGGCCGUCAGCUCCGCGCUGAGCCACCCCAACCUCGUGCAGACGUACAGCUACAGCUUCCGCGCGAUAAUGGAUUCCACGUUAGGAACGAGCAGUAGCGCCACGAGCGCCAACGACCAACAGAACGCCAGCACCGGCGGCGGCGGCGCCGCCGGCAACGGCAAUGGCAACGACGGCGGCGGCGGCGGCAAACGGUCCGUCACCGUCUCCACCGUACCGACGACGACGCGUUCGCGGCGGACUGCCGAAGAGUGCGAGGCGCAUGGUUACGAGCUGCAGCUCGUAUUGGAGUAUUGCGACCUGGGUACGCUGCGUCAGGCUCUGGACAGAGGCGCUUUUCACAGGAACCUGGCGGCGGGUGCGUACCUAGGAGGGGGCGGCGGCGGCGACGAUGGUAGAGAGGGCGGUGGCGGCGGCGGCGGCAGGCCGUCCUGCGGUACGACGGACUCCUCCAUCAGCACCGCCGCGUACGGCCAUGGUCCCCCGCCGUCGGCCCUCCAGGGCACAAUAGAACCGGGCGGCGGCGGCGGCCCCGGCGGCGACACCACAGCAGCGGCCGCAGCCCCAGCGGCCGGCUUACAGCAGCCUUUGGGCGCCGAGAACUCCUUUCAAGGCACCACCAUGUGGUUUCGAGACGCGCCUGUCGGAGCUGGCGGCGGCAGCGGCGGCGGCGGCGGUACGACAUCCAGUCCCGCGACUGGUGUCCCAGCGCCCAGUGUGGUGGCGGCGCCGAGCAGCUUCGAGCAACUGCUGGACACGGGCGUCGUAGCCAAGGUGUCUGACUUCGGCCUAUCGACCCACGUGGAUGACCGUUUGGAGACGCACGUGUCCGCCGUCACGGCACAGGGCACGCUGACGCACAUGUCUCCGGAGCUGAUGCUGUACGGCCAUAUCUCCCGUCACCAGGACACGUACGCAUUCGGCAUCAUGCUGUACGAGUUAUUUACGGGGGAGAGGGCUACCGCGGGAUGUCCAGGGCGCUGCUACCGCACCAGGUGGCGCUUCGGGGCGUGCGUCCCGUGUUCUCGCCUCACACGCCACCCGACUACCGGAAUCUGGCGGAGCGAUGCUGGCAAGCCGACCCCAAGAAGAGGUACAUGA
Molecule: messenger RNA, 1992 nt
Organism: Volvox carteri f. nagariensis
Lineage: Eukaryota; Viridiplantae; Chlorophyta; Chlorophyceae; Chlamydomonadales; Volvocaceae
Exons: 17
Coding region: 1-1992 (663 amino acids)
Biological process (GO): protein phosphorylation
Molecular function (GO): ATP binding; protein kinase activity
Source: RefSeq, a predicted model, not a curated record